AUGGGCUGCGCGCCCAGCAUCCACGUCUCGCAGAGCGGCGUGAUCUACUGCCGGGACUCGGACGAGUCCACCUCCCCGCACCAGACCGCCGCCCUCUCGCAGGGCACCGCCGCCACCCUGCACGGCCUCUUCGUCAAGACCGACGCGGCCGACUCCAUCCCCUCGGUGCUCGCCUACCAGAGCCGCCAGCCGCCGCCCUGCCCGGGCCCGCGCCCGCGCCGCCAGGAGCGCAGGGAGCCCGCGGCCGCCGGCCGGGCCGGGGCGCGCCGCUGCUGCAGCAGCACCGAGGCGGAGACCCAGACCAGCCACGCCAGUGUCAAGCAGGCUUCAACUACAGAAGUACAAAUUGGGCCCAUGAGAUUGACACAAGAUCCUGUUCAGGUUUUGCUGAUCUUUGCUAAAGAAGACAACCAAAGUGAUGGGUUCUGGUGGGCUUGUGAUAGAGCUGGAUACAGGUGCAAUUUUGCCAGAACACCAGAGUCAGCGCUUGAAUGUUUUCUUGAUAAGCACCAUGAAAUAAUUGUCAUAGAUCACAGGCACGCCAGAUACUUUGAUGCAGAAGCAAUCUGCAGGUCAAUUCGUGCUACAAAGCCAUCAGAACACACUGUGAUACUUGCUGUUGUUCCCCGAAUAUCUGCUGACCAAGAAGAGACUUCUGUUCUUCCCCUUCUCCAUGCAGGCUUUGAUAGGAGAUUUAUGGAGAAUAGCAGCAUAAUUGCUUGUUACAAUGAAUUGAUUCAAACAGAACAUGGGGAGGUGCGGUCACAGUUCAAACUACGCGCUUGUAAUUCGGUGUUUACAGCACUAGACCAUUGUCAUGAAGCUAUAGAAAUAACCAGUGAAGAUCAUGUUAUUCAGUAUGUUAACCCAGCCUUUGAACGGAUGAUGGGCUAUCACAAGGGAGAGCUUAUGGGAAAGGAGCUUACUGAGCUACCAAAAAGUGAUAAAAACCGUGCAGACCUUUUAGACACUAUCAAUAUGUGUAUCAAAAAAGGAAAGGAAUGGCAAGGGGUUUACUAUGCAAGAAGAAAAUCAGGAGACAGUAUCCAACAACAUGUGAGGAUAACACCUGUGAUUGGUCAGGGAGGGAAAAUUAGACAUUUUGUGUCCAUCAAGAAGCUGUGUUGUACCAAUGAAAACAAUAAACAGCUCUACAAGAUUCAUCGUGAUGAGAAGUAUGCAGGAGACAAUUCACAGGCAGAAUCCCACUCCUUCAGAUGCAAGAACAGGAGGAAAGAAUCAAUUGAUGUCAAAUCAAUAACAUCUCGAAGCAGCGAUGCACCAAGCUUACAGAAUCGUCGGUAUUCAUCGAUGGCAAGAAUCCACUCAAUGACAAUAGAAGCACCCAUCACAAAGGUUAUUAACAUUAUCAAUACUGCCCAGGAGAACAGCCCCGUCACGGUAGCAGAGGCUUUGGACAGAGUUUUGGAAAUCUUAAGGACAACAGAACUUUACUCCCCUCAGCUAGGUACCAAAGAUGAAGAUCCUCAUACAAGCGAUCUUGUUGGAGGUCUGAUGACUGAUGGCUUGAGAAGACUGUCAGGAAAUGAGUAUAUAUUUUCUAAGAACAUGAACCAAAGCCAUAGUCACCUUUCAGUGCCAAUUACUGUCAACGAUGUACCACCUUGUAUCGCACAGUUACUUGAUAAUGAAGAAAGCUGGGACUUUAAUAUUUUUGAACUGGAGGCUGUUACAAAUAAAAGGCCAUUAGUUUAUUUGGGUUUAAAAGUUUUUGCCCGGUUUGGGGUCUGUGAAUUUUUAAAUUGUUCAGAAGCAACACUACGAGCCUGGUUCCAGGUGAUUGAAGCCAACUACCACUCCACCAACUCAUACCACAACUCCACACAUGCAGCAGACGUUUUGCAUGCUACUGCAUUCUUUCUCGGAAAGGAGAGAGUUAAGGGAAACCUUGACCAUUUAGAUGAGGUGGCUGCGUUAAUAGCUGCCACAGUUCAUGACGUGGAUCACCCAGGACGGACCAACUCUUUCCUGUGCAAUGCAGGAAGUGAAUUAGCUGUACUUUAUAAUGACACUGCUGUAUUGGAAAGUCACCAUACAGCACUGGCGUUCCAGCUCACAGCUAAAGACAACAAAUGCAACAUUUUCAAGAAUAUUGAUAGGAACCAUUAUCGGACAUUGCGCCAGGCUAUUAUUGACAUGGUUUUGGCAACAGAGAUGACAAAGCACUUUGAGCAUGUGAACAAGUUUGUCAACAGCAUCAACAAGCCUAUGGCAUCUGAGGAAACCAACUCAAAUAGUGAGGGCAGUGACUGUGAAUGUGCACCCAACGUAAAGAAUUUUCCAGAAAAACAGACGCUGAUCAAGCGCAUGAUGAUAAAAUGUGCAGAUGUAGCAAAUCCUUGUCGCCCUUUAGAACUGUGUAUUGAAUGGGCUGGGAGGAUUUCAGAGGAAUAUUUUGCACAGUGCCUUUAUGCCUUCUCCAGACAUUUCCUGCAGUUUCCUAAAAAUGAAAUACUCUUCAAUUCCUCCUCCAAAGAACUGUGGACUAUUAAAAAGCUAUUGGGUUCCACUCCACUAGUGGCAACAUUUCAGCGGUGA
Molecule: messenger RNA, 2559 nt
Organism: Gopherus flavomarginatus (Mexican gopher tortoise)
Lineage: Eukaryota; Metazoa; Chordata; Testudines; Testudinidae
Gene: PDE8B
Product: phosphodiesterase 8B
Exons: 21
Coding region: 1-2559 (852 amino acids)
Biological process (GO): signal transduction
Molecular function (GO): 3',5'-cyclic-AMP phosphodiesterase activity
Source: RefSeq, a predicted model, not a curated record